GUUUGACUCUUGUCAGAUUGAAGCUUGCUCGAACAUGGUGAGAUUGAGCAGAGUGAUGCUAAAAGAGGCAGGACAUGCAAUCGACAAGACUCUGUCGGAGAUUCUCGUUUGCCCUCUCUCCAAGCAACCCUUGAGGGUUUGCGAGAAGACGAAGUCACUAGUCAGCGAUACAAUCGGUGUUUCUUUCCCUAUAAAAGAUGGGAUCCCAUGCUUAGUUCCAAAGGAUGGUAAAAUACUUGGGGAAGAUGGUGAUGAUGCAUCAAAAGCUUCUUGAACUUUUUUUGCUUCAAACACCACUUCAGAAAAUAAAGUGAUCAGAAUGAAAGUAGCAACGAAUCUGCAGCAAGAGGCUUCUUAAUGGUUUGUUCUUUCCUAUGUACAAGUUCUGGUAACAGUUUUAAGUUUAAAGUUCUAGUGAGAAAACCAUUGGAUUGUAAGCUAUUUGGAGGUAUAGUUUCAGGCGAAUGUACCCACCGUUUACUUGUUAAGUUUCUACUUAAGUCUAUUGUAAGCAAUUGGAAGAUAAUGGAAGAUUCUCAUUGACUGGAUUGAAACUUAAAAUUCAUGAAUUUAUAGUAUUGGAUGCUUAUUUGAGGGGCUCCAAGUAUU
Molecule: messenger RNA, 609 nt
Organism: Eruca vesicaria subsp. sativa (arugula)
Lineage: Eukaryota; Viridiplantae; Streptophyta; Magnoliopsida; Brassicales; Brassicaceae
Source: the annotation of a GenBank genome assembly